UAAAUCACGUGGCUGACGUCAGCAUUUUUCUCACGUAUAAAGGCUUAUCCUUCGCGUCAACUUCUCCCUUACUGACGCAAAAUUGGAUUCCAAUGUCUCAUAUUUUAGAACUUGUAUUUCUAUAAACCCUUUCUCCCUGGAAAGAGAUCUCCUUCUAAAACCCUAAUCGGCCUCAGUCCCGGCCCAGCACAGAGCGAGCGAAAGGUAGACGAAGGGGAAGAAGGGGGAAACGAUGUCGUACGACGACGUGGAGAUCGAGGACAUGGAAUGGAACGAGGAGCUGAAGGCGUACACGUACCCGUGCCCGUGCGGGGACCUCUUCCAGAUCACCAAGGACGACCUCCGCCUCGGCGAGGAGAUCGCUCGCUGCCCUAGCUGUUCCCUCUACAUCACCGUCGUCUACAACCUCGAAGACUUUCUCGGAGACUCCGAUCAGAGAAACAAGAACAAUCUCCACCCGCCCAAGCAACAGCCCCUUGCCGUUGCUUAGGAAUAUUUCAGAUUUGCCUGAGCUGUGGGAGGAGAAGUGGUAGACAAAUUUGUUUCCCAACCAAGUUUUGUUAGGCCCUCGACUAGUCAUAAUGUGUGCAAGAGAUGAGUGAGCAGAUUUUUGUAUUCUACCUAUACGUAAUUCGGACUGAGAAAUUUUAUUCCAUUUAUGAAAAUUGUUGUUAUAGUCAUUAGGGAAAAGCUCUCUAUAGUUAUGAUAUCUUUUCCUGAUUAUGAUCGACACUUUUGUUAAUAAAUAUACUUAGCAGGAAUAAUAUGAGUUUUGCUUCAUUUA
Molecule: messenger RNA, 784 nt
Organism: Corylus avellana
Lineage: Eukaryota; Viridiplantae; Streptophyta; Magnoliopsida; Fagales; Betulaceae
Product: diphthamide biosynthesis protein 3
Biological process (GO): protein histidyl modification to diphthamide
Cellular component (GO): cytosol
Molecular function (GO): metal ion binding
Source: RefSeq, a predicted model, not a curated record